UGCGCUCGCACAGGCGGAGUACCACAACAGGAGCACACUCACUGCGGCUCGUCAACUAAAAGAAAAAGAAAAAACGAAAAAAAAAAAAAAAAAAGCGGGCGCACACCACGGCAGGAUGUGGGCGACGAGGAGCGGCUUCUCCUGGAGACUUUUGCUUUUCUCCUGUGUGUUUCUGGAGAGUUUAUCCCAGGACUUUGUCGGACAGACGCAGUUCAUAUGCACGUCCGUGCCCAAGGAUGUGGACAUAUGCGCGGCCACGCUACAGAACAGCGUGCCUGGGGAGGACUUGAAAACCACCGUAAUGCAGCUGCGGGAGACCGUGCUGCAGCAGAAGGAGACGAUCAUCAACCAGAAGGAGACCAUACGGGAGCUGACCUCAAAGUUGGCCCGGUGCGAGAGUCAGAGCGGCGGCGUGGAGCCUGGGGACGCGCGGCCCGGGGGCAGGAGGAAAGAAGCAGGGACCAAAAACACCAUGGGGGACGUGUCCAGAGGCCCCGCGGAGACUUUGACGCAGCUCUCUCAGACUUUACAGUCGCUGAAGCAGAGAUUGGAGAAUCUGGAGCAAUUCAGCAGGAGCAACAACUCGGUGCAGACCAACAGCCUGAAGGACCUGCUUCAAAGUAAAAUCGACGACUUGGAGAAGCAUGUGUUGUCCCGGGUGAACAGCAUCGAGGAAGGGAAGCCCGGUCUCAGGAAUGAGACCGAGCAGCGUGGGAAAGUGGAGUCCACGCUCACCUCCCUACACCAAAGGAUCACGGAUUUAGAAAAAGGUCAAAGAGAAAACAGGCCCCUGGAUAAGUUCCAGCUCACAUUCCCUCUGAGGACCAACUACAUGUAUGCAAAAGUGAAGAAGAGCUUGCCUGAGAUGUACGCCCUGACCGUGUGCAUGUGGCUGAAGUCGAAUGCGUCCCCUGGAGUGGGGACACCUUUCUCCUAUGCAGUACCGGGUCAGGCCAAUGAGCUGGUCCUCAUAGAAUGGGGGAACAACCCCAUGGAGAUACUGAUAAACGACAAGGUCGCAAAGCUGCCCUUUCUCAUCAAUGACGGAAAGUGGCACCACAUAUGCGUAACCUGGACGACUCGGGACGGGGUCUGGGAAGCUUACCAGGAUGGCGUCAAAAGAGGAGGCGGAGAGAAUCUGGCACCGUAUCAUCCUAUCAAACCCCAGGGAUUGUUAAUCCUUGGCCAAGAGCAGGACACUUAUGGCGGGGGGUUCGAUGCCACACAGGCUUUUGUCGGAGACCUGGCGAAUUUCCACAUCUGGGAUCGGAAGCUCUCCGAAGGGGAGAUUUACAAUCUAGCAACCUGCAGCAGCAAAGCUCAAGUGGGCAACGUGUUUGCAUGGAUGGAGACGAGCCUGGACAUUUACGGCGGCGCCUCGAAGUGGACAUUCGAAGCUUGCCGCCAUCUCAACUGAACUGAGCCGCGGAUGAAGAAUAAAACAUUUGCGAAUGCCACUUUUGCCACGGUGGUUAGUCAGCCAGCCUGAAGGAUAAGGAGAAGACUUUUUCAGUGAAGGCGAACUGGAAUUUUUCUCAUAGGUAUUUUGAAAACUUUAUUUGUGAGAGAUCUGCAGGUUCUUAAGUGAUUUUCUGGUGUGGGAGGAGGUCACUGAAGAGGUCAACUUUUGGCAUCUGGCGUUGCUUGUCAGCACAUGUGGUUUCAUUUGGGGAAAAAGGUAAGAGAUGGCACUUCUGAAAGGAAGAAGUUACAGCGUGAAGGCAAACAAAUAACGGGCCGAGUUCAAGCGUGCAGCAGGAAAAGUUCGCGCAGGUUUUUUAGAAAACUGAUGUCACACAAUUCAAAGAAAACUAAUGAAUCUCCAGCGGUCUUUUCUGUCUCGACUGCCAGAGGUUUGCACUGUGGAGAACACGCAGGUGGACUCAUCUAGCAGCAAGGUUUGCUUUUGGAGGCUUUGAAAAAGACAAAACCGUUUCUCGACCACUCUCCUUUCUCUAAAAACCACCCGCUUGACGUGAUUUUUGUGCAAAGAGCGACUCUGAUCAUUGCCAACAUGUGAGCCUGAGUGCCUUGGGCUGUGGACAAAAAAGAAAAAAAAAACAUCUCAGCAUAUCCAUUAUCAUUUGCAGAGUGUUUGUGUUAAUUUUCCUGUAAAAGGUUUUCAAAAGCAGUCUUUCUUGUAACACUUUGAAAUGCAGUCGGACCAGAUUAAAUGCUGUAAAAUGCAAUUUGGUUUGCAUUUUUCUUUUUUUUUUUGUCUGGUUGCUCGAAUUAGAGUGGAAAUGUUCUUUUUGUACAGUAACAAGCAUGUCUUAACUUCUGCGAUGCUGCAACAUCAUCUCUAUUCUUUGCUUUUAAUGUCCUUACCUUUAAAUUGAGAUUUUAUACUGUAUUGUUAUAUGCUUAAAGCAUGGCAACACAGAUGGAUGAAAAAACAAAAACAAAAAAAAUCUAGUUUUUGUAAUAAAUUGUGAUACUUGAACCAUAGGCAGGUGUAUAUAUAUAAUUAUUUUUGCACAUGUUUGGUAUGUCAAAUGAGUUGACCAAAUGUGACAAAGUCAGAGCUCCUUUUGGGUCACAGUUGGUGCAAAAAUGAUGAACAGAAUAAAGUUGUUACUGAUGCAAAGGUU
Messenger RNA from Xiphophorus couchianus (Monterrey platyfish), 2591 nucleotides. RefSeq names its product neuronal pentraxin 1 like (gene nptx1l). Lineage: Eukaryota; Metazoa; Chordata; Actinopteri; Cyprinodontiformes; Poeciliidae. The coding region runs from base 116 to 1417 and encodes 433 amino acids. The record is from RefSeq and is a predicted model, not a curated record. The transcript is spliced from 5 exons.